This is a messenger RNA of Vespa mandarinia (Asian giant hornet), 872 nucleotides long. Its product is annotated as IQ motif-containing protein H. Gene Ontology annotation, molecular function: protein binding. Lineage: Eukaryota; Metazoa; Arthropoda; Insecta; Hymenoptera; Vespidae. The record is from RefSeq and is a predicted model, not a curated record.
AUGAUUGGUGGAAUAUCAGGGAUAACAGCACAAUUAUUGACACAUCCGACUGAUGUUGUGAAACUUCGUAUGCAAAUGACGAACGGCAGUUUCAUAAAUACUAUACGUGAAAUUCUUGAAAUGAAAGAUCCUCGUAGGUUUUACGAUGGAUUAAGUGCAGCCCUUUUUCGUCAGAUAACUUAUACUAUGACCAAAAUGGGAAUUUAUACGUCAAUGUUGGAAUUUUGGAUAAAUCAUUUUGGACGUCCUGAUUAUGCUGGUAUGAUUAGCAUUGGAAUGUUCUCUGGCGUCGUUGGUGCUUUUGUUGGGACACCUGCUGACGUUGUACUUGUACGAAUGGUAGGCGAUAUUAAAUUACCACCAGAAAAACGAAGAAAUUAUAAAAAUGUCAUAAGUGCUCUUGUUGAUAUAUGUCAAAAGGAAGGAAUUACAACAUUAUGGAGAGGUGCUGCACCUUCUAUUGGAAGAGCAGCUAUUGUCAGUGGUGUACAAUUGGGCACAUACAGUCGAUUGAAAUACGCGUUAAUAGAUACUGGUUAUUUCGUAGAUAAUUCAUGGACGCAAUUUCUAGCAGCUAUUUUUUCCGGUUUUGUUGCGACUCUUACAUCUUUACCGUUAGACUUAGCGAAAACAAAAAUACAAAAUUGGGUGGGACCAAUGAAGCCCCCAGGCAUGAUCAAAAUAAUGAAGCAAACCAGUAAUCGAAAUGGCUUUUUAUCAUUGUGGCGAGGAUUUUUAGCUUACUAUACAAAGGCUUGUCCUACGGCAAUAAUUACUAUGCUAUUAGUUGAUCAAUUACAAGCAUUAUAUAUUCGUAUUUUUACUUGAAUUUUUAAUUAUAAAACACGUUGCAUUUAUGUAUAUUAUCACGC